AUGGACGCAGAAGAUAAGAUAUUAACAAGUAAAUUCAGUGAUAUUAAAGUAUCAGAUUUAAAGAAUUAUUUUAAUGACAUGUUCACUUUAAGAGACCUUUGUGAUGACUUCAUAGAAUUAUUUAAAAGGGAAGAGAAAUAUUAUUUAGACGAAGAAAGAUAUAACAUGUUAUUAGAAGAUGAAGCAAGGAUGGUUGACGAUCUUCACCAGAUAACUGAAGAAAUUAGAAAUGGUUAUGAAGAUAUAUUGUCUGCCUUUUAUAAUAGAAGGAUAGAUAGAGAAAGACAAAGAUUAACUAAAGCAUUUAAAGAGAUUGAAAAGAAACCAAAACAACCUCAAGAAAAAGAUAAUUAA
This is a messenger RNA of Entamoeba dispar SAW760, 354 nucleotides long. RefSeq lists its product as uncharacterized. The coding region runs from base 1 to 354 and encodes 117 amino acids. The transcript has a single exon. Lineage: Eukaryota; Evosea; Mastigamoebida; Endamoebidae. The record is from RefSeq and is a predicted model, not a curated record.